AUGGCUGCACCCUCCCUCAGCUUGGUCUCCUUCACCAAGACCUGGCACAGCGAGCCUUAUCCAUUCAUCUCUCCCACAAGGCCCGAGCUCUCGGCAGCUGGAAAGACCGUCGUGAUUACAGGAGGCGGCUCGGGAAUCGGCAAAGCCAUCGCCGUUGCAUUUGCGCAAGCCGGCGCCAAAUCCAUAGCAAUUGUCGGUCGUCGACUCGACCGCCUCGAAGCCACCGUCGAGGAAAUCAAGGCAGCCGAUGGCUACUCGUCAACAACGCAAGUCCUCUUCGAGACCGCCGACAUCAGGACCCUCGCAUCGAUCUCGGCCGCCCUGCAGAAGAUCGUCGACCACGUCGGACCAAUUGACAUCUUUGCGUCCAACGCCGGCGUGCUCCGCGCACAGGGCUCCGUUGUUGGAUACAGCGAGUCUGAGCUCCGCGCGAUCUUCGAGACGAAUGUCGUCGGCGCCUUUAAUUCGCUGCAGGCGUUCCUUCCGCUCGCGGCUCCGGGCGCCAAAGUCUUCAACACAUCCUCGUGCAUCGCACACUUUGCGCCGCAGGCCAAUCUGCCAGGGAUUUUCAGCUACGCGGCUACAAAGGCCGCGGCGGUAAAGAUGUUCGACUACUUUGCUGCGGAGAACCCGGGGAUCCAUGUUGUUAGCUUCCAGCCUGGGAUUAUUGCCACCGAGGUUAACCCUAACAUCACCUCGGGGCCGGAUAGUGUACAACUACCAGCCCACCUCCUUGUGUGGCUUGCAUCGGAUGAAGCCACGUUUCUCAAGGGCAAGUUUGUCUGGGCGAACUGGGAUGUCCAAGAGCUUAUGGCGAGGGCGGAUGAGAUUCAACAAUCGAUGCUUUUGAGGGUUUCUUUGAAUGGGGUUGAUAUGUAA
Aspergillus calidoustus is the source of this 879-nucleotide messenger RNA. The record is from the annotation of a GenBank genome assembly. NCBI's taxonomy places the organism in Eukaryota, Fungi, Ascomycota, Eurotiomycetes, Eurotiales, Aspergillaceae.